AUGAAGUGCAUUUGGUUGUUCGCCCUUGCAACCUUUGAGGUCAUUGUUGCCCAGCCACAAGUGCAACUUGGAUCACGUCCAUUCUACUUGAUCAAUGAAAUGUCCGAUUCCCAACUAAAGACUGACCUUGAAAACUGCGCCACCAAUACAGAAAAAUACGAAGUAUCUGACUGGUCCAUCGGACACAGAGGUGCUUGUAUGCAAUUCCCAGAACACACCCUCGAGUCCUACAGUGCUGCCCUCUCUCAAGGUGCCGGUAUCGUCGAGUGCGAUGUCACAUUCACCAAGGAUAAAGAACUUGUCUGCCGUCACGCCCAGUGUGAUCUACACACCACCACCGAUGUUGUCACUCGCCCUGACAUGAACGCCAAGUGUACCACUCCGUGGGCUCCUGGUGUCGCCCCCAAGUGCUGUACCAGCGAUUUCACUUUGGCAGAGAUCCAAACUCUUUGUGCCAAGAUGGAUGCCUCUGUUGCUGAUGCUACCACUGCCGAGGGGUACAUUGGAGGUACUGCCGACUGGCGUACUACUCUCUACUCUGGAGAAUGUCCCAAGGUUCCCACUCACGCCGAGUCCAUUGCCCUUAUUGAUGCUGCCGACGCAUACUUUACUCCCGAGCUCAAGACUCCUGAAGUCGAGAUGCCCUUUGAUGGUCUUACUCAAGAAAUGUACGCCCAAAUGAUGGUCGAUGAGUAUGUUGCUGCUGGAGUUCCAGCCGAAAAGGUCUGGGUCCAGUCCUUCCUCUGGGACGAUGUCGUCUAUUGGAUCAACAACGCCUCUGACUUUGGUGCCCAAGCCGUAGCCUUGGAGGAUACUUAUGAGGCCUAUGACUUCAAUAUGACACAGUUGGAUGCUCACUUUAAAUCCAUUGUCGAUGCUGGAGCCAACUACCUUGCUCCUCCAAUGUGGAUGCUUGUGGACAAUGUUGAUGGUGCAUUCGCCUCCAGCGACUAUAUCAAGUACGCCAAAGAUAAGGAUUUCAAGAUCAUCACCUGGACCUUGGAGCGCUCUGGACCACUAUCUUCUGGAGGCGGCUGGUACUUCCAAAGUGUAAACGGUGAAAAGGACGGUGACCAAAGUUUGAUCCUUGGUGAUGGUCAAGUAUUCGAAUUCCUUCACGCUUUGAACACGGAAAUUGGUAUCGUUGGGAUGUUCAGUGACUGGCCUGCUACCACCACAUUCUAUGCCAAUUGCAUGAAUCUGGGCUUGCGUGGAGAUACUGAUGGAGGUGGUGACAACGAAGAAGGAAGUGGCAAUAAUGAAGAAAGUGGCAGUGCCGCGAAUGGAGUCAGCCACCGAAGCUUCGUCUUCCUUGUCUUUGCCCUUGUUGCUCUCCUAUUCACCUAA
Molecule: messenger RNA, 1347 nt
Organism: Cylindrotheca closterium
Lineage: Eukaryota; Bacillariophyta; Bacillariophyceae; Bacillariales; Bacillariaceae
Source: the annotation of a GenBank genome assembly